AUGGGUACCUCGUCUCCUCCCACUCCGCCAUCAAGGGCCUUAAUAGAUGGCGAACGGCGAUUCAAGCCUAUUACAUUACCCUGUGAGUGGGUGGAGGAUUACCGCCCAGGUGGUUAUCAUCCAGUCGUUCUCGGCGACGUCUUCAACCGCCAGUACAAGGUCAUCCGGAAGCUUGGCGAGGGCUCCUACUCAACGGUUUGGCUCGCCCGUGACCUGAAUGGAUAUGUCGCCCUGAAGAUACUUGUGUCGGAAAUCUCGGGAUCGACAACCGAGCUACGAACCUUACGCCACAUCAUCGAAGUCGCACCAGUAGAAGGGACCCGAUAUAUCACGCGACUGCUAGGCGAGUUCGAACACCGCGGGCCCAAUGGCAUCCACAAGUGCCUGGUAUUUGAGCCCAUGGGUCCGAGUGUGAAUACUAUGGUCGAGGAGCUGCCGCAGUUCAAACCUCGCAGGCGAGGAAUGAAGAUCCGCUAUCCACUUCGGAUGGCAAAGAGCAUCCUCAAACAAUCCUUGCAGGCUCUUGCAUUUCUCCACGAAAAUGGUAUCGCCCAUGGAGACUUCCAGCCGGGAAACAUACUCUUCGCUCUUGACGAUGUCGACUCGAUGCCCGAGGACUUGCUCCGGCAAGAGGAAGAUGUGCAAGCCCGGUCGAUCUCGCCCCCGGUACAGAGGCUAGACGGUAAACAAGAUAAAUGGGCUCCUCGAUAUCUUUGCGUUGCGCAGCCACUGGUGCCCUUUACCUGCUACGCUGAAGGGUUCAAGGUCAAAUUAUCCGAUAUGGGCGGUGCAUAUUUCUUUACCGACCCGCCAACAAAGCCCGUUACUCCACUCGGUCUUCGAGCUCCCGAGCUGAUUCUUACCGGAGCCGUCAACAAUACCGUUGAUGUCUGGAGUUUCGGUUGCCUUGUCUUUGAGCUUAUCACCGGACAGCCACUCUUCUGUAUACCAUGCUCCGAGAUGGAAGAUGACGAUCAUCUUCUCUCCCUCACCGCCAAGCUCGGCGCCCUCCCCGACGAGUUCUUCAAGCAUUGGACGACCUCGUCGCUCUACUUUACGCCCGAGAGGAAGCUCUUUAAUUGUCAGCUUGGAGGAGUCGCUCCGGGGGAGGAACCGCUUAUGGUGGAGCAGACAACCAUGGAAGAGUCGUUCGAUCGGGCAGGCCCGGAUCUUGAUGAGGAGGAAGCCCACAAAGUGAAGGCGCUCAUUCGAUGGAUUUUGCAAUAUGAUCCUGCGAAGAGACCUUCGCCUGCGAAAAUUUUAUCUGAUCCAUGGUUCUGCGAGAUUGACGUUGAGAACGACUCGUCCAAGUAA
This is a messenger RNA of Aspergillus tanneri, 1314 nucleotides long. RefSeq names its product serine/threonine-protein kinase. The record is from RefSeq and is a predicted model, not a curated record. Gene Ontology annotation, molecular function: ATP binding; protein kinase activity. NCBI's taxonomy places the organism in Eukaryota, Fungi, Ascomycota, Eurotiomycetes, Eurotiales, Aspergillaceae. The coding region runs from base 1 to 1314 and encodes 437 amino acids. Gene Ontology annotation, biological process: spliceosomal complex assembly; regulation of mRNA processing; protein phosphorylation. The transcript is spliced from 4 exons.